AUGGACUACUUCUCCAAGUUCUUGAGAGCAGGCAGCCAACCCAGUCCAAAGGUUGAGAACACAUUGAUGCACCCAGACGAACGUCAGUUGUCGCGAGGCAUCAAGUCUACCGAUGUCCCUAUGCAUCUGCAGUCUAUGGUCGAUGCGCUGGUUUGGGAGUCGACACGGACAGAGGAAGGAGGCACUGGUGCCUGCCUGGAGUACCUGCUCAAGAAUGACGUUCUCGGGACGCUGGUCAAACUUAGCGAAGCCGACCGUCCGUUCGGGACCCAAGCAGAGGUGCUGCGAGCAGUCCAGAACAUGGUGGUGCUCUUGGACGAACAGUUUCUCGUACACUCUGCAGUCCAUAAGGCGGUCCUCCGCCUGCUGAGGAGUUGUGUUGGGGACGAUAUACAAGAACAACUCGAUGGCCGCAACAAAGUAAUGGGGGCAGCUGGCAACGCCGUGCGGAGCCAGCCCUCGGAGUACGAGGAAGACCGUAUGUUUCGCAUACGCACAUAUCGUGAAUUACUCAUGAUAUUCUUUCACGACAAACAAUGGUACCGCCCGGAACCUCUAUUCUCUGUGGAGGAGGAAGACGAGGACGAAGGCGAGGACGAGAGCGAGAGCGAAGAUCAGGGAGUAAGCUCAGGGAUACCCCCUGAAGGCCAGCAAAUGUCUACUAUUGACGGUCCGACUCAAGCAGAGCGUCCAUCGUCUCCCAGUCCAUCUCAGGAAACCGUCACGUCCGCUCCAGCUUCUUCUGUUACGAUGAAAAAGCCGGAGUAUGAGUUCCUCCUCUUCAAUUACCUCCUUCGUUUUGUCCACCGAGAAGGGAGGAUUGGAGACUUUGCGCGGGCUGGUCUACUGUUCCUCAUGGAUGUUGCAAUGUCACCAAGCGAGUCUGCCAACCGAUCCUCUGGCGACGCCCUGUCAUUGUCGUCGUCGACGACUUCCUUGCCGGAGUCUCAAUCAGACCCGACCACGGACGCCGCCCUUGCACUGGCAGAAUACAUCAUUGAUGGCGACUUCUCCGAGGUGCUUGCAGCCGGCGUCUCAGCCGUUUACUCGCUAUUACCGCGCAAGCUCGAAGUGCGCUCGCCGGCGCCAAUAGAGAACUCGCAGAACAGCAGCAUGGUGCUUGGCAACUCCUCAGCGGAACUCUCCGGUGAGGAGAAGGACAAACUUGAGGAAGUACGAGAGAAAAGUCGCGCUAUGGGCGUUGAGGACUCGUCAAGCCCUGACUUCAAGGCACGCCUGGAUCAUUUCUUGAAAUUGCUCGAGUUCCUUCAGGACGUCCUCCGGCGCAAUAUCGUCCGCGAGACAGCAGACGGUACUCUAGAUCCCUCGAGCCUUGUGGGGUCUGCAAUCGUGCAGUCCAUCCUGGAUGCCGUCCGAAAGGUGUUCCUAGAGAACGUCCUGUAUCCGUCAAUCCUCGAAUGCUCAGACGCCGACGGAAGUGCCGUUGCGGUCAUGUCUUAUAUAGAGAUCAUGAUCCGCACGCUAGAGAAUGGGCAGCUUGCAGACGUCCUGAUCGACUUCCUCACGAGCGAGGACAAUAGCGACGACCUCGGACGAAAUCGUCCUCGCCACCAGUCGACGCUCAAUCUCAGCGGUAAUGCACCCCCAAGCGCACGAUCUGCUACUGUUGCAGACAAAGAAGCCAAACAAAGACGACGCAAGAGUACCGCUAUGGUCCUGUUAGAAAUGGAGGCUCCUGAGUCAAGGCGACAAUCCGAAUACUUCACGUCGAUGGGCCGCUUCACCCUCAAGGACUUGCUGCUGAGCAGCCUCCGAUCCAAGUCUCCGGCAACAGUUACUGCUGCCCUGCAGUUGUUUCAGUCGCUGUUGGUGCAAUACUGUGCUCUGUCGGCAGAUAGACUUCUUGUUGUCAUCCAUGACCCCCAUGCCACAAGUUUCCCUCAACCAGCUCAAAUAGAGUUGAUUGUUGACGAGAAGGUGUCUGCCGUUGCCGAGGAUGAUGACGAGGAGACAUUCGUCUACCCGGGGACAGAAACGUCUGGAACAUCUAUUGCCAGCAGCUUGACUGUAGCUCCACCGAUCGCUUUCGCACAGCCAAAUACCACAUAUUGGACUCACGAGCGAGAGAUGGGGUUGUAUCUCACUCUUGUGUCCCGGGUCGAUCCGAAUCACAAUGAGGACGCCUUCAGUACCGGCUAUGACCAUUAUCUGCGCGAUGCACUCUUGUCAAUUCAGGCCCACAUCUGUUUCCAGGAGGACCUUGACGCAGAGACGAGAGAGAAGUCGAAGCAUCGACUUAAUGCAAAUGACCCCAUCCUCUUGAGAGUCCUCGACUCGCUGCGGACGUUUUUCUCUAACACACCCGAGAUGAACAUGGCUUUGACAGGCGUGCUCGCUACGUUGGCAAUAUGUCCAGAUCGCUCGCUAGCGGGGUGGCUCACUUUCGCACCGAGGGAAACCAGUCCCAUGCCGAAUAAACAGCAGCCAGAAAGCGACAGUUUCACAUACGGUGACGACGGAGAUGACCGCUCUGUCGACUUCCGGAUAGAAGAGAAUCUUGCCUCGGAGACCAACUUCUUACCGGCGUCCAGUAUCGACGAACAGUCUCGACCUGUGGUACAUUCUGUAUUCCACGGCCUUGUCUCCCAACUCGAGCGGUACAGGCAAAUGGUGGAUAAAUUUGACCAGUACUUGAUGGAGCGACGACAGGGCCUGCUUUUCUCAGAGAACCUGACCGAUGCAUUGUCACUUGCUCUGGAUUUCGAUCCGAGUACAACGCCGAAAAUCAGUACUCAACGGAGUAAUUCCGAACCCAGCACUCCUAAGGCAAAGGCGAAGGCGAAGUCCGCCUCGUCAUUCGUGUCUUUCCUCACACCGAAGAAGAACAAGCCUGCCAAAACUCCUGCUGCGGAACCCACGACCUUGGACUCCCAAGAAGUCACGCAAGUGGAAUGGUGA
This is a messenger RNA of Postia placenta MAD-698-R-SB12, 2919 nucleotides long. RefSeq lists its product as hypothetical. The record is from RefSeq and is a predicted model, not a curated record. The transcript is spliced from 6 exons. Lineage: Eukaryota; Fungi; Basidiomycota; Agaricomycetes; Polyporales; Adustoporiaceae. The coding region runs from base 1 to 2919 and encodes 972 amino acids.